Messenger RNA from Raphanus sativus (radish), 628 nucleotides. RefSeq names its product late embryogenesis abundant protein 1. The transcript has 3 exons. The record is from RefSeq and is a predicted model, not a curated record. Bases 140 to 445 code for a protein of 101 amino acids. Lineage: Eukaryota; Viridiplantae; Streptophyta; Magnoliopsida; Brassicales; Brassicaceae.
AUCACCAUUGAAUGUUUUAUAAGAUGGAUCACCAUUGAUAAGCCUUCCUUGAGAAAUGGAACACCAUCAAAUAUAUAGAAGAACAAAUGUUUUAUAAGAUGACGUUGUUUGACAAGAAAGGAGAAUAAUUUAGUAAGAAAUGGCGAGCAGACAGGAUGAGGAAUUCAGUGUGAGAGCCGGCCAAAUCGUGGGCCAAGCACAUGUGAAGAGGGCUGAAUGCAAAGCAGACAACACCAACUCUUCUCAAGCAUCUAGCUUUCUCCAGGAGAAAGGAGAGCAAGUGAAGAACAUGGCACAAGAAGCAUCAGAGGCAGUGAAGAACAAAUUGGGGAUGAACAAUGACAACAAGAACAAUGAGUAUAAGAACAAGAACCCUUUGGACAAUAAGAAUCCUAACAAAACAACCUGUCCAAGCAUGCCUGGGCAUCCUCCUGCCGAUAUUUAACUUCUUUUCAACAAAACUCAUAGUUUAUCAUUAACCCUUUAUAAUUCAACUAAUAAUUUUCUGUAAUAAUAAGGCAUAUUACACAAUGUAUCCAAGCCAACACAUGUUCAACUUAUUUGGCUUUUAGACAUGUUCACACUUGUGUUGGACCCCAACAAAUAAAAAGACUAUGGUUUCACUUUU